AAGUGUUCUGGGGGAGCUGCUGGUGACUUCUGCUGCAAUAUGUGGAAGCUCGUCACCAUAGGGGUGCUGCUGGCUGCCUGCUGUUCACGAGUCUGUAGUACCUCAAUAUUUUACAGCAAUAAAGAUGCAAACCAAGUCCUGAAAAUCCAGAAGCGGGCAAACUCUUUUCUGGAGGAGCUCAAACCGGGCUCUGUGGAGCAUGAGUGCAUUGAAGAGCGGUGUGACUUUGAGGAGGCCAGUGAGAUAUUUGAAACGAAGGAAGCAACACGAAAUUUUUGGAGCAAGUAUGUAGAUGGAGAUCAGUGUGACCCACAGCCUUGUUCCAAUGGGAACUGCAAGGACGAUAUUGGAAAAUUUUCCUGCAUUUGUAACAAAGGCUGGGAGGGGGUUUUGUGCAAUUAUGAGGUCAAAUACACCAACUGUUCUGUCAAUAAUGGAGGAUGUGAACAUUUCUGUAGGGAUGACCCUGUCAACCAGUGCCGCUCUUGCAGCUGUGCGUCUGGGUAUCAGUUGAUGAAUGACCAUACCAUGUGCAAGCCUGUAGUGGAGUUCCCCUGUGGAAGAGUGAAAAUGUACUACAUUGAAGCCAAAGCAGGAUUCAACGUUCGGCUCAUUGAGGGAAAAGUAGGAAGAAGGGGAGACAGCCCUUGGCAGAUUAUGCUGCAAAAUAGCAAAGGGAAAUUUCUGUGUGGGGGUGUUCUCAUCCAUCCAUCUUGGGUCCUAACGGCAGCACACUGCACUGAGGCAGAAGAGGGACUCAAAGUAAGACUUGGUAAAUUCCACCGUCUCCGUACUGAGGCAGACGAGCAAACCAUUUGGGUUGAUAAAUGUGUGAGCCACGAAAAUUACACCAAGGAGACCUCCGAUAAUGACAUAGCCAUGCUGCACUUGGCUGAGCCCGUGAUGUAUAACAAAUACAUGCUCCCUAUCUGUCUUCCCACCCGCGACCUGGCAGAACAGGAGCUGACAAGAAGUGGGAAGCAGAUGGUGGUAACUGGCUGGGGCAGCACAAGUGAUGUUAAAAGCAAUUAUUCUACUUUCCUCAGUUAUAUUCAAAUCCCCAUGGUUCCCCGAAACGAGUGUGCCCAGGCGAUGAGAUUUGCUAUCUCUGACAACAUGCUGUGUGCUGGGAGCCUAGGAGACAAAAAAGAUUCCUGCAGUGGGGACAGCGGAGGCCCUAUGAUCACUGAAUAUAAGGAUACUUGGUUUUUGGUAGGACUGGUGAGCUGGGGUGAAGGCUGUGGAAGUAGGGAGAAAUUUGGAGUCUACACCAAAGUUAGUCAGUAUCUUGAGUGGAUCCAGCACCACAUAGAUGAGAUGUCAGCUUCUUGGAAGGGCUGA
Aptenodytes forsteri (emperor penguin) is the source of this 1341-nucleotide messenger RNA. RefSeq names its product vitamin K-dependent protein C. Bases 40 to 1341 code for a protein of 433 amino acids. Gene Ontology annotation, biological process: blood coagulation; proteolysis. The transcript has 9 exons. Gene Ontology annotation, molecular function: serine-type endopeptidase activity; calcium ion binding. Gene Ontology annotation, cellular component: extracellular region. Lineage: Eukaryota; Metazoa; Chordata; Aves; Sphenisciformes; Spheniscidae. The record is from RefSeq and is a predicted model, not a curated record.